This is a messenger RNA of Elaeis guineensis (African oil palm), 1522 nucleotides long. Its product is annotated as probable xylan O-acetyltransferase 10. Lineage: Eukaryota; Viridiplantae; Streptophyta; Magnoliopsida; Arecales; Arecaceae. Gene Ontology annotation, molecular function: O-acetyltransferase activity. The record is from RefSeq and is a predicted model, not a curated record. Gene Ontology annotation, cellular component: Golgi apparatus.
UUCAAAUUUCCAUCAGACAAGCAGACCCAAACCAAGAGUCUUUCCCUCCCCCAAAAAGUUCAGAUGAAGCUCCUCUCCUCCAUCUCCAAUAGGCGGCCCUCCUCCUCCCUCUGCCUCGCUGCCCUAUCCUUCAUCUUCUUCACCACCAUCCUCAAGCUUUCAUUUAUAAAAUACCUAGUGAUCGGCCCCAUCACCAGGGAACAAGCCAAAAUUCCCCAAGAAGGAGACCGGGAAGAAUUGGCAGGUGAGAAGAAUACUGCUGGCAUCCCGUUUGCUGUUGGAAGGAUGGAGGGGUGCGACGUGUUCAGCGGCAGAUGGGUCUACGACGAGGCGUCGAGGCCUCUCUACACCGAGAGACAAUGCCAUUCCAUCGACCCCAUGACCAACUGCCAAGCUUAUGGAAGGCCUGACACCGCAUAUUUGCAUUGGAGAUGGCAGCCUCAUGGGUGUUCCCUGCCGAGCUUCAAUGCCACAUUUUUGCUCGAAAGACUUCGAGGGAAAAGAAUGCUCUUUGUAGGAGAUUCAUUGACUAGAGGUCAAUUCCACUCCAUGAAAUGUCUCCUACGUGAUUUCAUUCCCUCAAACACCAAAUCCAAGAAACGCUUCACUGUUCCGGAUUACAACCUCACCAUUAGGUUCCACUGGGCUCCGUUUCUCGUCACCUCAAACUGCGACCAUCCCAGGCUACACCGGAUGCCGGAUAGAAUAAUUCACGAGUAUCCUGGAACCAUUGAGAAGCAUGCUGAGCGUUGGAAGAACGUUGAUGUUAUGGUCUUCAACACAUAUGCGUGGUGGAAACCGGGGGAAAAGAUGAAAAUUGUACGAGGGAAUCAGGAUAAGACGUACACGGAGUUGAUGGAAACAGAGGACGCAUACCAGCUGGUGUUGAAGAGGAUGGUGAGCUGGUUGGAGAAGAACAUGGAUCCCAACAAGACCAGGAUCUUCUUCACAACCAUGUCAUCUGCUCAUUAUAGGAGUACCGAGUGGGGAGGUAAGCUGGGUGGUAGUUGCUAUGGUGAAACAACUCCAAUAUUUGAUCCAACAUAUUGGAGCUCCGCGUCUAGCAAAAGAAUAAUGCAGGUGGUUAGAGAAGUAUUUGGCAGUUCGAAGGUACCCAUCACUAUUCUCAACAUCACCCAGCUCUCAGCAUAUCGGAAGGAUGCACACACCUCGAUCUAUAAGAAGCAGCCAUAUAAUUUAACACAAGAGCAACAGGCAAACCCUAUAAGCUACGCUGACUGCAACCAUUGGUGUUUGCCUGGUGUUCAAGAUACUUGGAACGAGCUCUUCUAUACCGAGCUCUUCUUUCCUCAGCAACAUGCUUGGAUUUAUUUAAAAUGAUAGCAAACCAUUCUCCUCAUUAGAAUGUUUUAUACUUGUAGUCAUCCUCGAUCAUUUUUUAGAUUUAUUUCCUGUAAUCUACAAGAUUUUGGUUUUAUAUCCCUUCCUUUGACAUGUUAUUCUGCAUUUUCUAAUGUUGUAAUUUGUGAAUGUGGCAAUAGUCCGCCCAUGUCAUGCAGCA